AUGGCAGGCCCAGUUCUUGCCAAUCAUUUGCCUCCGCUGGAUGAUACGAUGGGUGCAUUAUAUAUCGGUGUCCUUGUCUCGGCGCUUCUCUACGGAGUAUCUUUCCUGCAGACGGUCUAUUACUUCUUCUCAAGCCGUAACGACUGGAUCGGUCUGAAGUUCCUGGUUGGAGUCGUGUCGGUACUGGAUACAAUCCACCAAGGGAUGAUCACGCACGCUGCCUACAUCUAUAUGAUCACGAACUUCAUGAACCCGAGCACCCUUGAUACCGUUGUUUGGACACUCAUAGCCGAGACUCUCAUCAAUGCUCUUCUGGCUCUCUGCGUCCAAGCGUUCUUCGUCUGGCGGAUCUAUACAUUGCAUCGUGAUGGGCUCCGGCUGCCUGUACUCCUUGGACUCCUGUCUCUGACACGGUUUUGUCUUAUCGCCACAUGGGUCGGGAAGAGUGCGCGUCUUAGGACUUGGGUCAAUCUUUCGUCUCUGAAGAACCUCUCGCAAUCUGCCACCGUCAUCACCUUGGUCUCCGAAUGCUCCAUCGCAGCAGCUCUGCUCUAUCUCAUGUACAAGGCACGCUCAUCCGCGAGUAGUAGCUCGCACAGUCCCGAACUGAUGAAGUAUAUCCUUAAUACUGGUCUUCUCACAAGCAUCGACGCAUUAUGUCUAGUCAUCGCUUACGCCGCUCGUCCUGAUGCUAUGAUCUCCAUCGCUUUCUUCUUCGUUCUCGGGCGCUUAUACAGCAACUCCCUUCUCGCGACGCUCAACGCCCGGGGAAAGCCCUCCUCCCUGAAGAUGAUACAUCUCAAGAUCGACUCGGAGUCUCGCGCGAGCUCGAGUUUCGUGCUCAGCGAUGUUACCGCCGAUUAUAAGUUCAGCUACGUAGGCAACGAAUGCUAUGCAGAAAGAUCCGCCAGAGAGGUCUGGGAUACGGAGCUUGGCGUAGUCUUGGACGAGUCGUCUCGUUGA
This is a messenger RNA of Peniophora sp. CBMAI 1063, 963 nucleotides long. The record is from the annotation of a GenBank genome assembly. Lineage: Eukaryota; Fungi; Basidiomycota; Agaricomycetes; Russulales; Peniophoraceae.